GGCGUACGCUGCGCGUUAAUACGAGACGCCAGCAGAGGGCAGUGGUCAGUGUUCCGAUGUUCAGCUCGCUAUUUCGACAAAGAGCCAGCCUCCAGUCUCUCUCUCUCUCUCGCUCGCUUCCUCAAACAGCUGCACAGCAUCAAUGUGAAUGAGCGCAUCUCGUACAUCCUCAGCCUCGCAGCUGAUCCAGCCCUGGGAGACGUGGCUGUAAAUCAAAUAUCCAUGGACCUGUCCUGCCGCUCCAGUUCGGAAUUAACAAUGUUGUAAAAAAGAAAAAAAAAAAGUUUCUCGUGGACACGGAACGUGUUCAGUUUUCUUUCAGCAAAGAAGUUGCGCUCGGCCGCAUUUCUCUUUAUCGGCUUCCUCCGUUCUUAUUCGAGUUUGAUCUAAAUUCAAAGCUCCAUGGAUGCUGGCUCCGACGGGAUGCUUCUGAAAUGCCAUGCCAGGAAUCUGCAGCUCCAAGUGGUGCUCAAUCCGAGCAAGAUCAAAGCACAAAGGAGAAGGAGAAAGCAGUUCUUUCUGUGGCAAAUCUGUUUCGUGGGAUUAUUGCUCUUGGUAGUAUCCUGCUUGUCACGUUCGACUCCGAAUUCAGGUUAUGACAUUCUGUACGACACUACUGAAGACGGUGAUCGGUGGAGUGGGCGGAGACUCAUGCAUGAAGUUGACGUCAAUGACACGGACAGAGAAAGGAAGAGAAACUGCACGGCGCCAGCUCUUCAUGAAUUUCCCACAGAUGUGUUCUCACAAAACGACAGGCGCGGAGGAGCAGUGGCACUGCACGUCUUUUGUGCUAUGUAUAUGUUCUAUGCUCUAGCCAUUGUUUGUGAUGACUACUUUGUGCCCUCACUAGAGAAGAUUUGUGAACGGUUGCAUCUCAGUCAAGAUGUAGCUGGAGCUACUUUCAUGGCAGCAGGAAGUUCAGCUCCGGAGCUGUUUACCUCAGUUAUCGGAGUGUUUAUCACCAAGGGAGAUGUAGGCGUUGGCACCAUUGUCGGGUCUGCAGUGUUCAAUGUUCUCUGUAUAAUUGGAGUCUGUGGGCUGUUUGCAGGGCAGGCUGUACCACUGUCAUGCUGGACCUUGAUGCGAGAUUCAGUUUACUACACCCUGUCUGUGGUGGCUCUCAUUGUGUUUAUUCAUGAUGAAACAAUUUCAUGGUGGGAGUCUCUGAUCUUAAUAGUGAUGUACAUGGUGUAUAUCCUAAUCAUGAAGUUUAACUCCAGGGCACAACGCUACUUUGACCGCAGGAAGAAAAGCACUGUCAAUAUGGCCAACGGGUCAGCAAACAAUGCGGAGAUUGAUGAUAGCAGCAACUGUGAAGCUACUAUGGUCUUACUGAAGAAAGCUAAUUUCCAUCGCAAGCCAUCAGUCCUGAUGGUUGAUGAACUGCUUUCAGCCUAUCCUCACCAGCUCACCUUCUCCGAGGCUGGCCUGCGGAUCAUGAUUACCAGCCACUUUCCUCCACGGACCCGGUUGACCAUGGCAAGCCGCAUGCUUAUCACUGAGAGACAAAGACUGAUACACAACAGAUCUUUUAUUAAUGGAGAUUCUGAAGUGGCCGUCAGAAUACCAAGCAAGCACGGUCUUGAAAAUGGACUUGGCAUGGCUGGUUCCUCAGAGCGCGGAAUGAACAGCAGACAUGGUGACAAUGUAGGUAUUGAGACAGGGAAUGAGACAGAGAAUGAAAAUGAAGACAAUGAGAACAAUGAAAAUGAUGAAGAGGAAGAAGAAGAGGAUGAUAAUGAAGGACCUUUGCUUCCUUUUGAAAUUCCCGCGGGUAAAUGUAACAAGCUAAAAUGGAUUGUCGCCUGGCCCCUGUCUCUUCUGCUGUUUCUCACCGUGCCAAAUUGUGCGUCACCAAGAUGGGAAAAGUGGUUCAUGGUCACGUUUGCUUCGUCUACAAUGUGGAUCGCAUGCUUCUCCUACGUCAUGGUUUGGAUGGUGACUAUUAUUGGCUUCACACUGGGAAUUCCAGACGUCAUAAUGGGAAUCACAUUUCUUGCAGCAGGGACUAGCGUUCCAGACUGCAUGGCGAGCCUCAUUGUGGCACGGCAGGGUUUUGGCGAUAUGGCGGUCUCCAACUCCAUCGGUAGCAACGUAUUUGAUAUUUUAGUGGGGCUGGGACUACCUUGGGCUUUACAAACUCUGGCAAUUGAUUAUGGAUCUUAUAUUCAUCUAAGCAGCAGAGGCCUUGUGUUUUCUGUUGGGCUGCUGUUAGCAUCAGUUUUUCUUACAGUGCUGGGGGUCCACCUCAACAAAUGGAAGCUAGACAGGAAGCUGGGGCUGAUGUGCCUUUCCCUGUAUGCCGUCUUCUUGUGUUUCUCCAUCUUGAUUGAGUUCAACGUCUUCACUUUUGUGAACUUGCCGAUGUGCCAGGAGCGCUGAUCACCCAGCAGGCAUGGAUUUAUUUUUUUUUUCUCCCCUUUGGACCGAACAAAGCAAACAACUCUUUGAUUCCUACAGUGCAAUAUGAAGAAAACGUGUGUUUGUAACAAGUACAUGCUGCGAUGAGUACUGUAUGUGGUUAUUUAUAUAGAGAUGAACACGCGCACAUGUGCCGCACACACCAGAGAUGCCAGAAGGCGUACCCUUUCGACUGUUUGAAAAUGCAC
Polypterus senegalus (gray bichir) is the source of this 2609-nucleotide messenger RNA. RefSeq names its product solute carrier family 24 member 3 (gene slc24a3). The record is from RefSeq and is a predicted model, not a curated record. Bases 403 to 2382 code for a protein of 659 amino acids. The transcript has 17 exons. Gene Ontology annotation, cellular component: membrane. Gene Ontology annotation, molecular function: calcium, potassium:sodium antiporter activity; calcium channel activity. NCBI's taxonomy places the organism in Eukaryota, Metazoa, Chordata, Cladistia, Polypteriformes, Polypteridae. Gene Ontology annotation, biological process: intracellular calcium ion homeostasis; calcium ion transmembrane transport.